UUCACACUUCCGAUCGAGCGAGCUAUAAAAAGAGCACACCAUUUGUGCUCUUGGCUCGCCUCCAAAGAUCAUAUCACCAGACCACAACAUCGACCAUGGACAUGGAGCACCAACUACACCAGUUGCUGCACUUCUCGCCUCAGGAGCACCUCAUGGUCAGCUCGGGCUUCUUCGACGUCGGCCGCGGCGGCCCCGCGCAUCUCGAGACCAGCGUGUUCGUCGAGCCGGUCGGUGCUGUGGCGGGCACCCAUGACAGUGCGUGGGUGGAGGACCUCAUGCAGCAGCUCGGCGACGAGCUGUUCGGCGGUGAUGUCGAUGCCGCCGGGACGGGCGACCACCAGCCGUGGCAGUGCGACGGAGGCUCUCCCGAUGAUCCACUAAGCCUGAGCAUGGACGGUAACGGGAGCCCUCCACCGGGGGAGCAAGGCGCCGGGGAGCUCGCCUCCGAGCCGCAACGCGACGACGGCGACGUGUCGGCGGCCACGCGGAAGAGGAGGGACCGGUCCAAGACGAUCGUGUCGGAGCGCAAACGCAGGGUCCGGAUGAAGGAGACGCUCUACGAGCUGAGGUCGCUCGUCCCAAACAUUACAAAGAUGGACAAGGCCUCCAUCAUCGCCGACGCGAUGGUGUACGUCCAGAACCUGCAGUCGUACGCCAGGAAGCUCAAGGAGGAGGUCGCGACGCUCGAGGCGCGGCCGGGAUCGCCUAACAGCCAGCAGCAGCAGGGCCGCCGCCAGGACCGCGGCGCGCCUCCCGCGGACGGCGGCAACGCGGGUAGCGCGGGCCACGGCGCGCGGGUGACCCACGUGGGCGCGACGCAGGUCGGCGAGGGUAGGUUCUUCGUGACAGUGGAGUGCGAGCGGCGGGACGGCGUGGCUGUGCCGCUCUGCGCCGCCGCCGAGUCGCUGGCGUGCUUCCGGGUGGAGAGCUCCAGCCUCGGGCGAUCGGGCCCCGACCGCGUUGCGUCAACGCUCACUCUCAAGGUUAGUGAUCAAGUUGGGGAUGCGAGUGCGACGACGAUUGGCGAGGGCACGGUGAAGCUUUGGGUGAUGGCGGCUCUUCUCAAGGAGGGCUUCCGACCCGAAGUGACAGUCGAGAACUCCUCCUGAUCCAUCCAUCGAUCGACCGGCUAAUGUUCAGCCUCCGUUUCGAAUGCCGAAAUUUGGGGGGACUCUUGCCGGGAAUCAUUGCGAUUGCAAUCCCUGUGUGACCCGGGGGGGGGGGGGGUGUUGGCUCCCCCAAUAUUUGUGUAAUUACUCAGUAAAAAUAGUACUAUUUAGGUAAUUUUGUCAAUUAAGCUUUAAAAAUGGCCACCUCUACUUACAUAAUUCAUCCAUCAUUUAGUGUUGGCCCUUCUAAUUUUAUGUCCCAGCUUCGUCACUGUAUACGACUAAUUUUGUAUCCCAAACUAGGCCUCAUCCGCUCUGAUUAGUUAGUUCUUUCUUGUGUACCUUGGCGGUACGCGCGACAUAUCAUCGUCGCUUCCGAUUGCAGUUUUUUUUUCUUUGUGUGUAUAGUGUACAAUCUGUAAUAGGCAAUGAAGUGAAAAUCAGAAGGACAAGAGAGGGGGACAGUGGGAAUAAUCAAUCCAUCAUGUCUUGGCGGAAGUCGGAACCAACGGACGAGUACCAUGGUGCGUUGCACUUUUCUCACUUUCUUGGUUGACACAUGGAUGCCAUGAGUUUUGUCACAUCAGUGUCGAUCCGCCGGUCGCUCAAAGAACGGUGGCAGCAGUUACGUUCGUUAAUUUCAAAGAUUAUUAUCUUUGUAGUGACAGUUCAUCCUUUUAACACGCCGGCGCAUUACUACAUAAUGA
Molecule: messenger RNA, 1816 nt
Organism: Phragmites australis (common reed)
Lineage: Eukaryota; Viridiplantae; Streptophyta; Magnoliopsida; Poales; Poaceae
Product: transcription factor BHLH156-like
Exons: 3
Coding region: 96-1109 (337 amino acids)
Biological process (GO): regulation of DNA-templated transcription
Cellular component (GO): nucleus
Molecular function (GO): sequence-specific DNA binding; protein dimerization activity; DNA-binding transcription factor activity
Source: RefSeq, a predicted model, not a curated record